Cucurbita maxima (winter squash) is the source of this 1889-nucleotide messenger RNA. RefSeq names its product dihydrolipoyllysine-residue acetyltransferase component 4 of pyruvate dehydrogenase complex, chloroplastic. Bases 94 to 1581 code for a protein of 495 amino acids. Lineage: Eukaryota; Viridiplantae; Streptophyta; Magnoliopsida; Cucurbitales; Cucurbitaceae. Gene Ontology annotation, biological process: pyruvate decarboxylation to acetyl-CoA. The transcript has 6 exons. The record is from RefSeq and is a predicted model, not a curated record. Gene Ontology annotation, molecular function: dihydrolipoyllysine-residue acetyltransferase activity. Gene Ontology annotation, cellular component: pyruvate dehydrogenase complex; chloroplast envelope; chloroplast thylakoid.
CUCAAAUACCCCAACCAACGCCUCGGCCUCUCCGCCCUCUUUCUUAUACUUCUCUUCCACCGCCCACUCUAACAGUUCGUUUUCAUUUCUCCAAUGGCGUCCUCGUUCCUCUCUCGUGCUGCUCUCUCCAGCAAUACCACUGCCAUUUCAUUUUCCUUCUCUUCUUCCAUCUCUUCUCCCCUCCCAUGGAGCUCUUCCCGUUCAUACACCUCCUUUCCCGCUAAUUCUCGUCGGAGGAUUCCUGUCGUUCAAUCCAAGAUCCGCGAGAUUUUCAUGCCUGCCCUAAGCUCUACCAUGACUGAGGGAAAGAUCGUUUCGUGGGUCAAAUCUGAAGGGGACGUUCUAUCCAAAGGAGAGAGUGUCGUCGUUGUGGAGUCUGACAAGGCGGAUAUGGAUGUGGAGACUUUUUAUGAUGGAAUUCUCGCCGCUAUUGUUGUUGGAGAGGGUGAAACUGCCCCUGUUGGAGCUCCUAUUGGUUUAUUGGCCGAGACUGAAGAGGAGGUCGCUGAGGCUAAGGCUAAAGCCGCGUCAAAAUCCGCGGCUCCUUCGUCUCCUGCUGCUGCUGUUUCUCCCUCUCCUCCGCCUCCCUCUUCUAGUCCUGCUCCGGCGACAUCUCAGCCAUCGCCUCCGCCGCCCACGGCUGCGUCGGAUGGACCAAGGAAGACUGUGGCUACCCCUCAGGCGAAGAAGCUAGCCAAACAGCACAAGGUGGAUAUUGGAUCCAUAACCGGUACUGGUCCAUUCGGUCGAAUUACUCCGGCAGAUGUGGAGGCUGCGGCAGGAAUUGUCCCUUCGAAGCCUGCUGUAAGCAAUGUGGCUUCACCCGUGGCCUCUGGGAUUGCUCCAGUGGCUGCCGCUGCUCCAACGAAAGCUGCUGCAGCUCCUUCCAACUUGCCUCCUCCAGUUCCGGGCUCAACGGUUGUGCCAUUCACGACAAUGCAGGCGGCGGUGUCUAAGAAUAUGGUGGAGAGUCUCUCUGUUCCUACAUUCCGAGUUGGUUAUCCGGUAUCCACUGAUGCUCUUGAUGCGCUCUAUGAGAAGGUGAAACCAAAGGGUGUCACAAUGACUGCCCUCCUGGCCAAGGCUGCUGCAAUGGCCCUCGCUCAGCAUCCUGUUGUAAAUGCAAGCUGUAAAGACGGUAAGAGCUUUACGUAUAACAACAACAUAAAUAUUGCAGUAGCCGUGGCUAUCAACGGUGGGUUGAUAACUCCUGUUCUUCAGGAUGCAGAUAAGUUGGACCUCUACCUACUGUCUCAAAAAUGGAAAGAAUUGGUAGAGAAAGCCAGAUCCAAGCAGCUUCAGCCCAAUGAGUAUAAUUCAGGAACUUUUACUCUUUCCAAUCUGGGCAUGUUUGGAGUGGACAGGUUCGAUGCUAUACUUCCUCCUGGCCAGGGGGCUAUCAUGGCUGUUGGAGCAUCAAAGCCGACCGUUGUCACUGAUGCUGAUGGCUUUUUCAGCGUGAAAAGUAAAAUGUUGGUGAAUGUGACUGCUGAUCACCGAAUAGUUUAUGGUGCUGACUUGGCUGCCUUCCUUCAGACCUUCGCAAAGAUAGUUGAGAAUCCAGAAAGCCUGACCUUGUAGAAAGUCUUCAUUUGCAAGCUUCAACAUCAAUUAAACUUGACUGCAAGAAGAAUAGGCAAAAUCUUUUUUUCUUUUUGGCCACGGAAUGAUGUAAGUUUGAGUUAAACAGAGUCCCAUCGGAAUGCUUUUUGUGCAGGAGCCAGGAGGUCCUAUGGAUACUUUAUUUCGUUGUACUUCAAAUUUAUUUUAUUUCUAGAAGAUUUGAAGAACAAUAAUGAGUUGAUUUACUUUUUCUAAGUUAUUGCGUACGGGAAAUGUGUUGGUAGAAACUCAUUGGAUGAAGAAAGAUUGUUUUGAUGUUGGUUCUU